CUUAGCUAAUUCAAUGGCUAUGAUAUCGAAAUUUUAAUUUGGCGAGUCGCUUGACGUUCCCUAAGGGGUAUAGUAACGAGGAAAUAAAGCGACGCGGUUAGAGAUGAGCAGGCCUCAAGGUGGACGGAUCCAAGUCCCGGAUGACCUCAGAGAAAUCCUAUUGGAGUUCACCAUAAGUUACUUACUGGAACAACCGGGAGACGUUAUUAACUACGCGGUCGAGUUCUUCACGAGGUUACAAAACAACAGAACGACGACGAUAGUGCGGGGCCCGUCCGCAGGCACUCCCGAUGAAUCUAUAAUAUCUGACGAAGAAGAGCCGCCGGUGGCGCGCUUUAACAACCGGCGUAAGUCGGUGUUUGCGGAGACAUAUGACCCAGAAGAAGAUGACUCUGACGAGGGAGCACCGGCCGUGUUCCCCAAGUCGGACGCCCAACGCGCCCGCCUUGCUGAGGCCGUCCGCGGCAUUUUGCUAUUCCGUUCGCUCGAUGCACAACAAAUGCAGCAGGUAUUAGAUGCGAUGUUCGAGAAGCGCUCAGUGCCCGGCGAGUACGUAAUCAGACAGGGUGAUGAUGGUGACAACUUCUACGUCAUCGAGAACGGAGUCUUCGACGUGCUCGUCACUGGAGACGAUGGAGUUGAAAAGGUGGUGCACACGUACUCGGGCUCGGGCUCGUUCGGGGAGCUCGCGCUCAUGUACAACAUGCCGCGCGCGGCGUCCGUGCGAGCGCAGUCGCCGGGCGCGCUGUGGGCCAUGGACCGCCACACGUUCCGGCGCAUCCUGCUCAAGAGCGCCUUCAAGAAGCGCAAGCUGUACGAGGAGCUGCUGGACAAGGUGCCCAUGCUGAAGGCCUUGCAGUCGUACGAGCGCGCCAACCUAGCAGAUGCGCUACUUCCUCGCACGCUCAUCGACGGCGAGCUGAUCAUCCGGCAGGGAGACUCCGCGGACGGGAUGUACUUCGUGGAGGACGGCUCCGUGAGCAUCCGCAUCGCGCGCGACGACGGCAACGAGCAUGAGAUUAAGCGCCUCGGCAAAGGUGGAUACUUCGGUGAACUGGCUCUGGUCACCCACAAGCCUCGCGCUGCUUCCGCAUAUGCUGUCGGUCCCACCAAAGUUGCUUUCCUCGACGUGGAAACAUUCGAGCGACUCUUGGGACCUUGCAUGGAGAUCAUGAAGAGAAACAUUGAUGACUAUGAAGAACAGUUGGUCAAACUCUUUGGAGACAAGAGCAACCUAACUGAUGUGCGAUGAACUACCAACCUCUGAGACCCCCCCUGCCGUAAAUAUUUGUCUACCCCUCCCUUUUAGUUUAGAGACCUUUUUACCUGGCUGGAAACUACAGAUUAUUACAUACCCAGUGUUUAGUUUUAUCCUCUAUAGAUGAAAACCAUUAACUAAAUUUACUUAUACAACUACUGACUUAUAUUGUUUUAAUUUUUGGAAAAUUGUCAAGUAUUAUUUUUAAUUUUUUACUACAGGGUAUUCUUAAUUUUUUUUUAAUAAUGGGUUUUUAAACCGAAAAGUGAAAUGUAAUGUUUUUAUUAUUUAUAAUGGCAAUAUUUACUUAACAAUGGUUUUCAGUCGAUUUCCUUGUGAGAUUAUGCUGUUGUUAUGUCAUAAUGUACUAAACUUAUUCGAUUAACUAACAGCCUGAUCUCACUUUACACGUGUUAAGAGUUAUAACUGUUUUGUUUUUCCUUUUAACUAAACUAUAAUGUUGUUUUUGUUUUUCCUAUGCCAAUGUGCCAUGUUAUUUUAUUAAUUUAUAAAGGUUACACUUUGAAGUGAGGGGGGGGAACUAAAUACCCAGCGUCGCUUAAUAUUGCACUGUAACAAUAAUACGCUUAUUUUAGAUAGAUAAAAUGCCUUAGUAGCUAUGUAAAUAAUGAUCCCACGGUUUGUCGUUGAUGACACUGAUUGAUCACUUGAAAUGUGUAAGAAAUUAUUUAAAAUAACCUUAUGGUCAAGUAGGAGAACUCACGUUUUCUUAAUCGGUAAUACGAUAGUUUUUGUCUUAGCGUGAGAAACUAUGGUCAUUACGUUUUUAUAAUUUUUGAAUGUAAUAUUAUAUAAUAUGUUGUCUUCAUUGGUCACUGCUACUAAGACUGUGAAGAGUUCUGUACAAAUAAGAAAAGGAGGCUAAAAAAACUUAUUGUAUUUUUAUUAAUUAUGUAUUGCUAAAGAGGCCACAGUAUUAAGUGUGUUUGCCUAUUACGGUUUACAUAACAUCAUAGUUUUAGCAGGAAAGUCCCAAAGAAUUGGUACCUCUUGUACGGAAUAGUAGAAAAUGUGUAUGAAAAUUUAAGAAAUCAUAUUUAUAUAUCUAUAAUAAUUAGUCAUUCAGCGGUCUAAUCAACGACAGCGCGGGUAUCGAGUUAUCGACUCAUGAUAGGGAUGUACUGGGAAGAUGGCAUUUAGUCUUUAAAUUAUAAAAAAGAUUUUCUAGUAAUGGGAUCACAGUGCAGUACUGAGCGACGCUCGAUUCUAUCUACUUUAGGAUAAUCUCUGCUACCGCCAUUUUAUAUUUUUAAAGGUCGUUACACUUGACACUGGCUUCAAAUCAAAAAAUAUUAUAAAACUUAGGUAAAGUUCAUUUUAUUGGUGAUUGGAUUAAAUCUUAUCGCUAUCUAAUUAAUUUAUUUAUUUGAUUAAUUUUAAAAAUGUUUCUAUAUUUAUGUAUAUUGAGAAUGUUAUACUACGAUCAGUUAGCGAAUGCCAAAUUAAUGUUUUAACAAAAAUUCAAUGGUAACAGACGAGUUGAGAUGUAUUUCAGAAAUUGUGUUGUCGUCGAUUUCAUCAUUAUUUUAUUUAAAUAUUAUAUUUUAUAUACAUUGUGUGUAUAUUUAUAAAUGAGAAGGAAUUUGAUUAUGUUGUCUAUUUUAAAUAUUACGUUUUUAAAUAUGUUUAUUUUAGAGGGUUAUCAUUUCUUCGCCCUAUUUUAAAGAUCUGAGAUUUGUUAGCGUCGCAACAUGUCUAUCAAGAACACCAUAUUUUAGAUCGCAAAAAUAAAAAAAUUCCAGUAUUUUACUACAAUAUUUCCUCAUUGGAGAUUCGUAAGGAGUAAUACAGUUAUAUUGGUUUGAACUAUUUGGUUCAAACUAAAUCUAUCAGUGUGUUGUGCGUUACCGAAUAUUAAUGCGCGCCUUAAUAUAACCCUCAGGUUUAGCGCCCCAGUAUUAUUUAAAUUAGAAAAAAAAAAAUUGUAUGUAUAUCGACAAACCUUCAUUUGUAAAUCCAGCCAAAGUAGGUGAGUACAUAAAAUCAUAUGUAGCACUAAAUAUUUAAGUCUAUGUUUACAUGUAGUAAUUAGUUUUUGUCACUUCUUAUUGUAAUUUAAAUAUUUGUAGAUUAGGAAAUUAAUGGAGUGUAGUCAGAUCCUGAGGGGUGUGGUGUGUUGUUAUUUUUUUUUUUUGACGUACAAAUCGUGUACAAAUAAUUUCAGAUGCCAUAGAAAGUUUUAAUUUGUUUUAUUUCAAUGAAAUAAUGUAUAUUUGUUAACUUUAUUGUUAUACCACAAUGACUUCCCAUCGGAAGUUUCGUCUAGUUUUUAUUAAACAUCUAUCAUAUCUAUUCAUUCGUCCAUAAUUCUCGAUGCUUUUUUGUAAAAUAACAGUUUGCGUUCCUCAUAUUUAGCUUAUAUAAACAUUCCCAAGUUGCUACUAUCAAAGUUUAUUGAAAAUGCUUUAUUUUUGUUAUUGAAUCAUAGUUUAUUUUUAAAAUUUACGUUGCAGUAGGUAAAUUCACUUCAAGUGCCUAUUAUAUGACAGCACAUCCAAUAAAUUAUUAUUAAAACUGUCCCAGACGACUUGUAUUGUUAAUCUAAUGUUUUGACUUACUCUCUGCCUUUUCUAUAUGGACUUGUGUGAUGUAUUGUGUGUGUGUCCACUAUGAAACUCCCACAGUCAAGAACAGAUAAACAAUGCAUUUUAAAUAUAGAGUAUAGCAAAAGUGCCAUAGGAACAUCCAUGCUUAGCUUAGUGGGAGGCUUUAUCCUAUCAAGUUAAAUGAGCAAUAAACAUAUAUACAUUUUUUGUUAUACUCUCUAUUAUAGGAACUAAACUUUGGCUUUGUGUAUACAAUGUGCAUCGUGUUUCACAUUUAUUAUCUCAGAAAUUAUAAUAUAAUUUAAUUUCUAGUAAAUAGAAAUUAAAUUAUAUUAUAAUUUAAAGUAUUGUAAAAUUCAUUGUAAUAGACACAAAUGUCCAAACAUGGUGAACAUUUUAAAUGACUAUUUAAUGAAUCAGCGGGUCUGAUUGUACAUUUUAGAACAGAUUUAUUUAUAUCAUUAAAUAUACAAGUUGUAUCUAUGUAAGCAAUGAAAUAUUUAACUUCCAUACAUCCGAUAAUGUUAUAUUAAUUAAUGUGUGGAAUGUGAUUGAAAGUUUUCUCAUCUAUGAUACAUUGGGUUGCCAUCCAUUAAGUAAUAGAAGACCCAAGCUCAAAAGACGAAUUUUGAAACUUGAAAAGACAUUCUUCCUAAAAGUUUAUGUAAACUUUGAAUUUCAUUUUUAUUUCAACUGAAUGUGCAAUAAAGCCAGCCAGAUAAGUUUAAUCGAGACAGAUGGCAACCUUAAAUAAUCUUAACGUUUAAUAGUUUCCUGUGUAACAUUAUGUUCAUUACCUGUGCAGGUGAGGAGCAUUUUGUGUCCACACUAAUGUCUGUCAUCUGUGUGUCCCCAGUGUACUGAACUUAGUAGUCGUUAAAUAGUAUUGUGCAAUAAUUAUUAUCAUCUAUGCCCUCUGUGUUGAUAUCAUGUUGAAUUGUCAGUGUGAAUUAUAUAUAGAUUAAAAUAAAAUAGCAUAAGACGUAAUAUUUCACUUUAUACUGAUGUUUAUGUCCUAAUAAGCUAUACAGAUGUAAUUGUAAACCCGUAAUGACUAAUUAAUUUCAACUUGCACACAAUGUUUUGAUGGCACAAAUGUUAUGUUAAACGCGUGUGUCGAAAUGGCUCAAAUUCUGUUGUCUUCCAAUGGGACGCACAGAAGCAAAGUCUAGCGCUCCCAUUUAACACUUGUGGGGCAGUGAAUUUCCUGGCAAUUCGAUGUAAAGUUGAAGGUCGAUACGCUUAAACGUAGCGUUAAUUUUUUUAUAAAUUACUAGUCAUUGGUGUCUAAUUGUAGAUUUGUAACCUGGCGGCACAUUGAAUUCGAACAUUUCAUUACUCUAAAUUCAUGUUAGUCGUAAGUUUGUCAUACCUGUUCCACGAUAAAGCAUAUCAAAGCGGUGCGCCCGCCUUUAUGUCCUACUGCACUCGAACUACAUCUGGUAGCAAGUCUGAACUAGUACCGCUUGUACCCAUGUCAUGAGCUUACCCUGUAAAUUUAUAAAAAUUAUGUAUCGUAAAAUGUUAGAAAACUGAAUUAUAUUUGUUUGUAGAUCUA
Molecule: messenger RNA, 5383 nt
Organism: Melitaea cinxia (Glanville fritillary)
Lineage: Eukaryota; Metazoa; Arthropoda; Insecta; Lepidoptera; Nymphalidae
Gene: Pka-R2
Product: cAMP-dependent protein kinase type II regulatory subunit
Exons: 7
Coding region: 104-1252 (382 amino acids)
Biological process (GO): regulation of protein phosphorylation
Cellular component (GO): cAMP-dependent protein kinase complex
Molecular function (GO): cAMP-dependent protein kinase regulator activity
Source: RefSeq, a predicted model, not a curated record